ACACACCCACCCACCAAAUACUGUCUGUCUGUCUGUCUGUCUGUCCAUUUGGCCAAAGAUUCGUAACAGCCUAAAUGUGUAUUAAACAAUUUGCCAAAGCAAUUUUAAACUAUAUAGCUGUACAAAUUGGGGCAACAUCAUUAGACCCCCAAAGGCUAAUAAAAUGCUAUGCUCUAACUUGGGGACAGAAAGAAGCUAUUGGCAUGAACCAGGCCUCCAAAGGAAAGGCACUCCAAAAGCAGCAUGCCACAGCAGAAAAGUCCCUCUCCCAUGUCUGUUGUGCUACUGUGUUGCUCCCGUUGGUGGGACACAGAAGACCCCAGUCUUUAGGAAGGCAUAUAUAGGGAGAGCCACUGUUACCAAUGUCAAGGUCCCAGCCAUUUAGGGUUUGUCACCAGCAUCUGACUUCACCUUGGGAGCAUACUGGCAACCACUGUAAUACUUUUUAAAACUGCCAUGUGCUUUCUACAGCACAAAUUGUACAGUUCUCUGCAAAGGACCAUUUUGAGAGCAGCCCCCAUGUGAUACAUAUUAGAGUUACCCAAACACAUGUGUUACAGAGCCAGGUUAAAAUUUCUAGGAAGCAGGUAAGACAGGUAUAGGCUGAGAUCCUACAUCAUGUAGGUGAAGCAUCACAUUUUGCUUGCACUGGUGUCAUGGGUGGCAUGGCAGAGGCUGCUGCUUCUCUCUCGGAGAAAGCAACUUCCUAGUCGCAGAUCACAGUCCCAUGGCCAUUUAGAUGCUAAGGAAAGGUAUGGGGGACAUCAUCAUCUAUACAAUGCCAUCAAUUUACAUGGUGCUUUACAGGUACAACAAACGAAAACUGAAUCUUGCCAAAGGCAUAUCACUGUGUGUGUAUACACAUCACUGCAAAGAGAAGGAAAGAAUAAGAAAACUACAAUGUAGCUCUUACCUUUCUGCAUUUCCAACAGGGUAUCAGGAGAGCAGUAACUGUUUUUCUCCUGGAUACAGCUCGAUGCUGCCUGGAUGUCCCAUGCCCUACACAAACCAAGAGACUUGAUGACAAGAUACAAAGUGGGUCUGCCAUCCUCCAAAGAAAGCUGGACAGGGGCAUUACCUGCUACUGAGAUGGUCCCUUAAGCUGCCUGGCAUCCUUCAGCCCAGAAAACGGACCCAGGAGAGCACUGUUCGCACAGUGCCCCAGGGAAUGUCUUAGAGUACACUUGUGGGUUUCUUUUUGUGAGGAGGAGAAGACAACAUUUUAAAUACAAUAAACAGGAAGAGAAGAGCUAUGCAGAGAUGCCAGCUUUGCCCACACUCUUGUUCCUGAUGCUCGGCUUUCAGGGCAGCCUUCUGUGCCCCCAGAGCUGUGACUGCCCACCUGAGAGCGGUGUGGUGUGGUGCAACCGGCGGGAUCUGGUGAUCAUCCCAUUUGACAUUCCUCGCGACACCCGUGUCCUUUACCUUGACUCCAACUGGAUCACUCAUGUACCAAAUGGGGCCUUCCAUGGCCUGAAACAGCUUCGUGAACUCCACCUUGCAGACAACCUCAUUCAGAGCAUUGCUCCAGGGGCCUUCCGGGGCCUGGGUGGGGGACUAAGGCUGUUAGACCUGUCAGGCAAUCAACUACAAAGAAUGGAGGUGACUCCUUUCAUCAUGUUGGCAUGGGUUCGGCUGGAGCUCUACGACAACCCCUGGCACUGUGACUGCUCCAUGCAGGAACUGAUGGGGGCCCUCCCCUUGGACCCUGAAACAGUGGAGGACAUUGUGUGUGUCACAGCCACUUGGCAGGAGUAUGCAGGCAAGACCCUGGCCCACCUGCUCAGCUCAGGCAUCAACUUCUGCCUCAGUCAACAGAGGAACACUGACCUAGCAAUGCUGCUCACCAUGUUUUGUUGGUUCACUGUGGUCAUCUCUUAUGUUGUCUACUACGUCCGACGCAACCAAGCUGAGUCUCGGCGCCACUUGGAGUAUCUGAAAUCCCUGCCGCUGCCUAGCAAGCAGCCAAGCCCAGAGGAAGAGGAAGCGGAAGAAGAUGACACACUCAGCACCAUCCUCUGAGGGCUGGAAUUGUACAAGAUGGAGCUGCACAACAAAUGCACACUUUUCAGGGAUGCUCCUGCCCCAUCUGCGCAGCUACAGCCACUUUCCUUUGACUGCCUCCUUCCUCUCCCUUGCAGCUGCAUAUUACAUCAGGGCUGAGCAAUGCCCUCUGCAAGCCAGCGAACCCUCAGUUCAGACCUUUGGCAAGACCAGCAGUCUACUAGGCAGAGAGGAGGUAAAAGAGAAAUGGAGAAUGAAGUGGGGACAGCAGAAAGAGAAAAAAGAAAAGAGGGUGACAGAGAAAAAAUAGGGUGUCACCAACCACUUUGGCUCUUGUGCUGCCCAGCACUGGAUAGGACCUCAUCCUUGCAUUGUGGUUGGUGUUACUGUGCACCUUCAAGUUGUUCCCGACUUAUGGCAACCUAUCAUGGAGUUUUCUUGGCACAAUUUGUUCAG
This is a messenger RNA of Sceloporus undulatus (fence lizard), 2460 nucleotides long. RefSeq names its product leucine-rich repeat-containing protein 3-like. NCBI's taxonomy places the organism in Eukaryota, Metazoa, Chordata, Lepidosauria, Squamata, Phrynosomatidae. The coding region runs from base 1261 to 2022 and encodes 253 amino acids. Gene Ontology annotation, molecular function: protein binding. The record is from RefSeq and is a predicted model, not a curated record. The transcript is spliced from 5 exons.